CAUGCCGCGUGUAGCUCCCACUCGCUGGCAUCAGAAACACUAGAUAUCUUCGGUUCUGAGCUGUACAGAUUCGUACAAAUACACACCAGCAUUGGCCAGACGGAGACAGCGUUCUGCCAAAACACACGUUGGGGAUAGGCAGUGAUAAAUAAGAAGGGGAGAAAGAGUCCAGCAUCUCUCGCACACACCAGACUCAAGGAUCAGCACAAUGAAGACCAGACUAGGCUGCCUGUCCAACAAAUCUGACUCCUACAGCGACUUCUCUGAGUUCUUGCCUCCUGCCCACGAAACCACUGCCAGGUGUCUGAAAGUAUCAACGGACGAGGUUGUUCGAUGGUCAGAAUCAUUUGAUAGUCUCCUCUCGCACAAAUAUGGCCUGGCUGCCUUCCGGACAUUUCUCAAGACAGAGUUCAGUGACGAGAACAUCGAGUUUUGGAUGGCCUGCGAGGAUUACAAAAAGAUCAAAAGCUCAACCAAGCUUGUGUCGAGAGCAAACAAGAUCUUUCAGGAGUUCAUUGAUAUCCAGGCACCCAGAGAGGUAAACAUCGAUUACCGCACCAGGGAAAGGACCAAGCAGAGCCUGGAGGAUCCGACCCCAACCAGCCUCAAUGAAGUCCAAGCUAAAGUCUACAGCCUCAUGGAGAAAGACUCCUACCCACGAUUCCUCAGGUCCAAGAUGUACCAAGAGAUAGUCAACAGGUCGCAAGCACAAGCCCAGCGGAGGUCUGUUUGACGGAAUAUGAUGAAGACCACAGAGAACAUAAAACUGGACCUACACUGUAAAUCACUCAUUAACCCUUUGACAUCAUCUCUGAAUACUGUGAAUCUGCAAGGAUGGGGUGAAAUGCUUGACUAUUGCCAUUGUCUGCACCAGCUCCAUGCAUGCAAUCCCUCCCCUAAAGAUGUGUCUCAGUCGAAUACACAGUCAGGUACAGGGAAUGUGAUUUGAUAAAGAUAAGCUAAUCCUUUCACCUCCACUUAGUGCUAUACUACCACAGUAAAAAAAAAUACACCAUCAUGCGAUAACGAUAUUUACCACAAUUAUUUAUCACUGUUAAAGAGCAAGCAAUGACUGAAAAGUCUUGAUCUUGAAAAAUAAUGUCCCCUAAUUGAAAAUAUUUUCAUUUAAAUAAUUUAUAUUUUCAAAAAUUGUUGUCCUCAGUUUGCCAACGAAUUCAGAAAAAUGGUCCCAUUAUUGUAAGGUCUUCUAUUUGUGGACCAUUAAGGUGAUGAUCAUCAUUUAACCAGUAUUAACUGUUUGCAAUCUUUGCUGGGGCUUGACCAAUACAUUUUUUCCCAUGAAUGUCCUUUCUUUUUCAGACACAAGAUAAAUUAAAUAGCAACCUUGCAUGAAGUGCAGCUUCUUCGGUGUAUAGAUAUCUCCAUUAUUUAGUUUGUUCCAUCAGUUUCAUAAAAAUACAAUUUGUUGUUGAAAGGACAAUGUAACCUCAAAGAAUGGACUAUAUGAAGAAUUAUUAAAAUGACUCAAGGUUCCCAUGGCACUAAACACUCAUCUCUAGAAGAAAGUCCAGAUUGUUGGGACCUAGCCUUCACUUCAAUCUGCCUCCUUACGAAUUCGUUGAAGGCUCUUGUUUAGUCCCGUCAGCAUAUUGGUCAUGUGAUUGCCGUCUUUCAAAAUACACGGGAUGUGUACAGAUUUGAGCACAUUACUUUUCAUGAGAAAACCGGAUUAACUUGUAGAAAACGCACUCAUUGUAGAAAUUGGUGCAUUUCCCAAAAACAGAAAAAAAAGAGUUUAUAUAAGGUAUAUCGAUUGAAAUAAAUAUCGUUACCAGUGUAUUACUCAGCACCACCUCCAUUUAUCUUCAGUUCUUUGUGAAAUAGACACCGUCUUAUGCAGGUGAAUAGACCUGUUGUGGUAGUUUGUGCGUUUAUGACGAACAAUGAAGUGAAUGAACACUUAAUAUCUAAAACUGUGCCAAACUAGAUUGCACCUAGAUGUCAAUAUAGCUAUAUAAUCCUGUGUAUUGUAAACUCUUGCAGGUAUUCUAUGUGACAUUAAACGUGGACUACAAUGAAAGUGGUGGGUUCAUGUUUGCUUUCAAUUCACUCCUAUCCGGGCAGUGGAAAUGUGCAAUCAUUGUUGUUAAACUUAAUCCGUGGGCGGUCAGGAUUCUGUAAUAAUUUAUUACCAUUCAUGUCUUUCAAUUAGAUUUGAUUGAAGCCAUGUCAUUGAACUAAAGUACCAUCAUUAAAUGUAAUCAGUUUCUGACUACUGAUCAACAAUGGAUUAAAAAUGACUCAUUAUUUACAUAAAGUUUGGAAGUGCUGACUAAAGUAAUUAAAAUGCAUUACUUAAAUGGAAUUAAAUGGAUUGCGUAACUUAUUUGCUAACAUGCACCACAUGAUCAGCCUUCAGUACUUCACUAAAUUGAAUAUUAAACACCUUCAACCUGCUAGUAGUGAACUGAAAGCGACAGACCACCUCCCAUAGAAUCUGUUCUGAGUUGAAAAUCGUGUUGUGCAAAUUUCCUAGAUUAUUUUUAGCAUGAUGCAAUACUCCAGAGUAACUAUUUAUAUAUUCUUUAUCUUGUACAGUAUGUUAUGAAAAUGACUGCAAAACAAAUCUCACGACAAAUGUAUUUGAAAUGUGCUCCCUCAGAAUUUGCACUUCCUUUCUAAAUAAGCUGACUAAAAAUAUUUCAGGGGAGCCAAAUUAUUUUCUUGUUUGCAUGUGUACUGUAAAGACCAAACUUUUGGAAAUCCAACAAAACUGGCUGAACGACAUAUCGCCUUAUAUGGUAUGUUACUGUGUUCCACAUGAAUGUAACCCC
Molecule: messenger RNA, 2795 nt
Organism: Plectropomus leopardus (leopard coralgrouper)
Lineage: Eukaryota; Metazoa; Chordata; Actinopteri; Perciformes; Serranidae
Gene: rgs8
Product: regulator of G protein signaling 8
Source: RefSeq, a predicted model, not a curated record